Anopheles funestus (African malaria mosquito) is the source of this 1896-nucleotide messenger RNA. Its product is annotated as polyserase-2-like. Lineage: Eukaryota; Metazoa; Arthropoda; Insecta; Diptera; Culicidae. Gene Ontology annotation, molecular function: serine-type endopeptidase activity. The record is from RefSeq and is a predicted model, not a curated record. Bases 139 to 1845 code for a protein of 568 amino acids. The transcript is spliced from 5 exons. Gene Ontology annotation, biological process: proteolysis.
AUCUGUUUACUAUUCGGGUUUUUCCUGUAAAGUUUCUAGUGCGUCUCGCACUAUCACAUCUUGAUCGAUAAACCUCCCGCGAAUAAAAUCCCGCUGUGGGCAACCUUAACCUCUGCUGUCAGUCAAACCAGUUCCAUCAUGCGUAAAGGGUCGGUGCAUCGCAAGUGUAUUUUGCUCACAUUACUAUCGCUUGCCAUCCACUGGCAAAUCGAUCCAAUCGGUGCCAAUAGUGUCUGUGGCAAACGACCUAUUGCCGCACCGGGUACCAUCACCUACGGUCAGUCGAGUUGGCCUGGUCAGUUUCCGUGGCAUGUGGCACUGUACCGUACGGAGCAACACCUCUCCAUAUCGUACGCUUGCGGCGGUUUUAUCGUAAGCGAACGGACGGUAAUUACAGCUGCCCAUUGCGUCACGGCUCCCAGCGGUUAUCAGAUAGCAGCGGAUGAGCUGAUCGUUCGCGUGGGACUGUACGAUCUGCUUACACUCGCCCGCCAUUCCCAGGAGCAUACGGUCGGUAAGAUUUACCGCCACGAUAACUUUACGCUUGGUUCACCACGGCAUGACCUUGCCCUGCUGACGCUAAGGACCAUCGUUGAGUUUGGACCGUUCGUACAGCCGAUCUGUUUGCCGACGGAGGAAAAUGCACUGCAGGGGAUAGAAUUUGGUAUUGUUGCCGGCUGGGGAUUGACGGAGCAUGAUGCCCCGGCCAGGACACUUCGGUCAUCCACGAUACCAGUGGUCAGCUACAUCCGGUGUCUUGAAAGUGAUUCCUCACUCUUCGGCCCCGUCCUGUACGAUGGGAUGUUCUGUGCUGGAUUGCAAAAUGGGACUAACGUCUGUAAUGGUGACAGUGGUGGUGCGUUCGUGGCCAACAUUAAUGGCAGUUGGACAGCGCUUGGUAUCGUAGCGUUCUCCGGCGUACGAGAGGAAACUGACGGGCAGACAACAUUUCGAUGCAAUACGAAAAGUUUAGCCGGAUUCAUCAACAUUCCCAAGUACCUAGGGUGGAUUACAUCCGUGGUUAGUUCCGAAACGGUACAACCAUCUCUAAAUUUUCCAAACGGACACAAAACAUCCACGACUCCACUUCCUGGAAGAAUUAGUGAAGAAAUGUGUCAAUCGUAUCGAGAAAGAUGCCUCGGGCAGGAGGACUUCUCAUAUCUGACAUCAGUCGUACGGCCGGUCCAUAUCGGUGGCAUUUCGAGCCGGUACGCUCGGUUGGUGAUUGAUUGCUUCGCCGUUCUGAUAAGUGACCGCUUUCUACUGGCACCGGCCAGCUGCUAUCGGAGCGCAGCCCUCGCUAAGCAAUUCAUCCUGCUGGAGGUGGCCGGACAGGCAAUACACUGCCCCAUAAAGACGUUUAAUCAACACCCGAAUUUUGUCAACAAAAGGACACCGUCGGUGGACCCGGACACCGGAAAUGAGGAGGAAAAGGAGAAAGACCAAAGCAAUCUCGCGCUAAUCGAACUGAAUCGAAGCGUACCCCUGUCCACCUGUCAGUUUGUGUGCCUUUGGACCGGAGGUGCCGAAAGCGAUACGGUGCCGAACAUCUUUCUCUACUCGGCCGUGAAUGUUUCGUCCGGUGACAAAUCGAUCGAAUCAGCGGAGGUGACGGCCUGGACCGCAUCGGAAGGUCGGUCCGGAGAUGGUCGAAGUGAACCGUCCCAGGGGACACAACGAUGCUACAGCGAGCUGUUGGCGCCGGUCGUGAUGCAGCAGGACCCGAAUGGUGGCCGGUACUAUCGAUUGGUUGGCAUUGUUCUCGAGCGAACCUGUACGAAGAUUCGCUUCAUCAAGGUAGCACCAUUUCUUGGCUGGAUCGAGCGAGUUGUUUGGCAAGGUUAGCAUCGAUAAAAGGGGAAAUAGAAAUAAAACAACCAAACACAGGACAAAAUU